AUGUCGGAUGAAGUGGUAUCACUCUCCUCCAAUUAUCCGUGGGAUCCGAAAUUGAGCGCCAGCGACCAACAGUUGUUUGGCCUCGAUCAGACCGACCCAGACAAGGAUUCGGACAUGGGGCAAGAGCAAGUGCCGAUACCCAAGAAAUCGGCACUGAUUAAAACUGAUAGGCCUCGGCCACACAUCUGUGCCACGUGUACUCGUGCCUUUGCCCGUCUGGAACACCUCAAACGACACGAAAGAAGUCAUACCAACGAGAAACCGUUCCAAUGUGCCGCAUGUGGCCGUUGUUUCGCACGGAGGGAUUUGGUGUUAAGACAUCAACAAAAACUCCAUUCCUCAUUGCCUACAAACAACAGAACCAAGGUCGCUCGCAAAGGAAGAGGUACCAAGAGUGCUUCCCCGCGCGAAGGCGAGGUUGUGAGCGAUUACUUGAACGAUAACAUCAACAUUGUCAGAAACAACACACAUGCCAAAUUACCGUUACCUGGGAAGUCGAGUUCGUCGCCUAUUGAGGACGAAUUCGGAGGAUCCGAACAAAGUAGCGCCGUCAAUCCACAGGAGCAAUACACACACUCGAUGGCUCCGGCGUACACGACACCGCAUUCGAUAUCCUCAUCGAGCGCCGCUUACUCUCCACAGAAACAGCCGAGAACAACUAAGCAAAAAAGUACCCCAACCAGGGGUGUGGCACCAUCGAAAGACCCUGUGAAAUCUGAAAAAGGUGGGUUUAGAGACCAACGGCACGCCUCCUUCUCGGCAGCAACAGCCAACUCGUACACCGGCUUUGACAACGAAAUUCCGACACAAGUGCAAUUCAGCUCGCCGCAGUUCAAUUACGAAAACGGAGAGGUUUUGUAUCUCGACCUGGACAGCCUGGACCUUCAAGGACUCAACGAGCAGUCGUCCAGCCACAACCAGUCCACCAGCUCGUCUGUUCCGCUGGUUGUCCAGAACAAACUCCAGUCGCAAGCGUUCGACUUCACUCCCGAAAGUAGCAUUUUUAGCAACAACUCGGUCACAAGUCCAGACAAGAGAGACUCAAAGGGCCCGACGGCAGAAAACCACAACGUUAACGAGGACUGGCUGUUUGAGUUCAUGAACGCACCGAUCGAAAAGGAGUUCCCUACGGUUUCCAACCACAUUGGUUUCACCGACUCGCCCGGAACAAACAACUCGAACCAUUCACCGCUCUCUGACGACUCGCCAACCAAUGACCUGUCGCAAUUCUUUCGCUCGAGACAGCUGGACCUGUUCAAGAAGAUCCCGAUCUCGCAAAGCCAAAAACACUCCACAAUCCCUGGCCGUUGUUCGGAGUUUGUGCGCAACCAUAUUAUGACCAAAUACAACCUGAAGGUGUCGCAGUUCCCGCAAUUGGACGACCUGAACCAUUAUCUUGCGCUGUACGAGAUCGAGUUCAACAGAUACUUCCCGUUCGUGCACAUCCCAACACUCAAUGUUGAGAAGAACUUGGAACAGAUCCCGCUUUUAUUGUCCAUGGCUGCCAUUGGUGCGCUGUACUCGUUCCACGCUCGCAACUCUUCCACAUUGUUCAACUUCUCGAGAUUCUUGAUCCACAACUUUCUCGAAAGCCAGCUUGCAAAGAACAAGUUCAACGAAGUCCCAUUGCACAUCACGCAGGCUCUAUUGCUUCACAUGUUUUUGGGUAUGUUCCACAACGACGUGGAGGUGACCAAGCUGACGUCUCGUCAGCUAACCUCGCUUGUUUCGCUGGUGAAGACCACCAAGCUUGACAUGCCAAUAGAAACUUUCCAGCUCCCGCCAGCAAUCAACAGCGAGAUCUCCGGAAACGAUGCUCUGGUCAAGAGCUGCUACGAAUAUUUUGUUCUCGCGCAAAGCAGAAUCAGGACAGUGCACUGUCUUCACUAUUUAUGUGUUCUUUUUGGAUCUCUGAUCGGAUCGCAAAUCGAACUUACUCCAGAAGACAUCCGGUGUGGGUUACCUUGCCACAUCGAGAAAUUAUGGACAUGUCGAUCCGAAACCGAAUGGAUCUCUAUUAUUCACGAAAAUAAGAUCAUUAUCGAUUCCAAGUUCUCCCUUAUCCAGCUGGGCAACGGAACAAAAUCGUACACCGAUUUAUGGCACGACCUGAAUAACCACACCUUGGACACCGAUAUUGGACUUCGUUGUUUGCUCUCGCUGUUGAUGUCUUUGAACGGGGAUAUUCACAACCAACGGCAGAUUCUUUCGAAUUCUGACCGGAGCUUGGGAGCCAACAUUGCCGAAUGGCGACUCGAGAUCAGACCGCACUUGGAGUCGAUUAUCAAGUCCUGGGAAACGUGUUUUAUCCGGAACGGAGGACCUAUUGUGCCGCAGGGCCAAAAUCUCCAUACCAUUAGUCAGAGUGCCGUGUUGAAACUGAUUUUGCCGCUCCUGUCGUUUGCCAAAAUCCGCAAGUGUGUGUACAUUUCGCCAAUUUUGCAACGAGUCUGGCACCGGGACUGGGACGGAAUGAACUCCGAGAUCAAGCAUCUCACCAACGACCCGGAGGCUCUGAGAGACUCAAUCAGCUACUCGCUAGAUAUCAUUAACCUGUGGAUCGAGAUCAUGUCGAUAAACAACGAUGCGGAAAAGACGUCGGUCAGGACCCCGAUCUUCUUCCUCACCUGUUUGUUCACGGCUGCUCUCUUGAUCUCGGAGUAUUUGUUCACCACGGAAGAAUGGGCCAUCAACUAUCUCUCAUCUCCAGAGAAGUUCAACCACUUGACUACUGCAGACCGCGUUCUCUGGUUGCGUACUGAAACCAUUUUCAAAAAGGUGGAGAGAAACCUGCUUCCUAAAGGGUCAAACAACUCGUCUUACUCUGAGUUUCUACGGAUCCAGGCCAACGGGGCUCUGGACGUGGAUAUUCUGGAUGACGAGAUCGCGAGACUGGCUCUCGAGCCCGGCGACCUGCGUCCAAUCGCACAGAUCAUGAUCAGUGCCCGGUUGAGCUCGCGGUGUCUUUCUCUAGGUGUGCGGAUCCUGGCCGACGCCCCAGUUUGGCCGAUCGCCUUGGUGUUUGCGGAAGCGCUCAAGGCCCGUGCCACCGCCAUUCACCACACACAGUCUCGGUUCAGUCCGGCUGCGUCUAGGGAUACUUAA
Molecule: messenger RNA, 3105 nt
Organism: Ogataea philodendri
Lineage: Eukaryota; Fungi; Ascomycota; Pichiomycetes; Pichiales; Pichiaceae
Exons: 1
Coding region: 1-3105 (1034 amino acids)
Biological process (GO): regulation of transcription by RNA polymerase II; DNA-templated transcription
Cellular component (GO): chromatin
Molecular function (GO): zinc ion binding; RNA polymerase II cis-regulatory region sequence-specific DNA binding; DNA-binding transcription factor activity, RNA polymerase II-specific
Source: RefSeq, a predicted model, not a curated record